AUGGAGAUGCGCUCCACACCACCACGUGAACAUUGGAGCUCAUGGGCGGAUUUUAUUAUGAGUUGUAUUGGUUAUGCUAUUGGACUCGGUAAUGUGUGGAGAUUUCCGUAUCUCUGCUAUCAAAACGGUGGUGGUGCGUUUCUUAUUCCAUACGUGAUAUCGUUAGUGUUUUGCGGUGCGCCAUUGUUUAUUCUCGAAACGUCGUGGGGUCAACUGCUUUCAAUUGGCGGCCUUGGAAUGUUCAAGAUAUGCCCGAUAUUUAAAGGCGUAGGAAUUGCUGCUGCUGUGAUGGCAUUCUGGCUUAACAUCUACUACAUCGUCGUCCUCAGUUGGGCUUUUUGCUACUUAUGGAAUUCGGUGAGACUCGACGUCAACGUGCCGUGGAGAAGCUGCGAUAACGAGUGGAACACGGCCAAAUGCCGAUCAGAAUAUGAAAAAAUACCAUGCGACAGUAACCGAACGAUAGCCGAAUUUUUCAAUGUGAAGGUUUUGACGGCAGAUCAUCUACUCGAAUAUAAAAAGCAGUUUUUUGUUGGUUCGAAGGCGAACUUCACCGUAUGCACCGUUCAAGAUCUUAGCGUUCAAUCGCCAGUUAAAGAAUUUUGGAACUACAAGGUUCUUGGAAUCUCGGAUGGUAUCGAACAUCCGGGAGGUCUUCGUUAUGAUCUCGCUUUCUAUUUGCUGGUUGCCUGGAUUAUUUGUUACUUGUGCAUUUUCAAAGGAGUCAGAUGGACCGGAAAGAUUGUCUACCUAACCGCAUCGUUUCCUUACAUUAUGCUGUUCUUCUUGCUUGUACGCGGUCUGACUCUACCAGGUGCUGCACUCGGAUUAGAAUUCUAUCUUAAGCCGAACUUUGCAAAACUGCUUGAAUCAAAGGUAUGGGUAGAUGCAGUCACACAAGUGUUUUUCUCAUACGGUUUGGGUCUUGGAGCUCUUGUCGCUUUGGGAAGUUACAAUAAAUUUCACAAUAAUGUUUACAAGCAAGCUCUGACCGUUUGCUUCGUCAAUAGCGGAACGAGUGUGUUUGCUGGUUUUGUGAUAUUCUCCUUCAUCGGAUUCAUGGCCACGCAACAGGAAAAGAGUGUAGCUGAGGUUGCUCAAGCCGGACCUGGACUACUGUUCUUAGCCUAUCCAUCAGGAAUUUUGCAAUUGCCAUAUACAAAUGUAUGGUCACUCUUAUUCUUCUCAAUGGUGCUCUUUCUAGGGAUCGAUUCACAGUUUUGCACCAUGGAGGGCUUCUUCACCGCCAUCAUUGAUGAAUUUCCUCAGAUGAUUCGCGGUCAACGCUAUGGACGUGAGAUAUUCGUCGGCAUUAUCUGUAUUAUCUCCUAUAUCAUCGGACUAAGCACUGUAACAAGAGGUGGAUUUUAUGUCUUUCAACUAUUUGAUUUCUAUGCCGCUUCUGGUUGGGCACUGCUAUGGUUGCUAUUUUUUGAAUGCAUUGCGAUCUCAUGGAGUGUCGGAAUAGACCGAUGGUAUGAACAUAUGAAAAGCAUGAUCGGCUAUCAUCCAAAUCGAUGGUGGAAGUUUUGUUGGGUUUUAGCCACACCCGCCGUUUGUAUGGGCGUGAUGAUCUUUGGUUUGGUGAAGUACCAACCACUUCGAAUCGCCGCCUAUAACUAUGACUAUCCUUUUUGGGGUCAUGUAUUUGGCUGGUUCCUCUCUCUGUCGUCGAUGCUAUGCAUUCCCGGUUAUGCCGUAUACGCCUGGUGCAUCACAUCCGGCAGCUAUUCAGAAAAGUUCAAAACACUUUUUCGCCCUGAUGUCGAGAUCGAGAAGGCGAAUCAUGAAGUUCAUGAUGACACGGAAAUGCAAGAGUUCAAUGCAUAA
Molecule: messenger RNA, 1830 nt
Organism: Angiostrongylus costaricensis
Lineage: Eukaryota; Metazoa; Nematoda; Chromadorea; Rhabditida; Metastrongylidae
Source: the annotation of a GenBank genome assembly